Habropoda laboriosa is the source of this 2443-nucleotide messenger RNA. RefSeq names its product B-cell receptor CD22 (gene side). Bases 27 to 2411 code for a protein of 794 amino acids. The transcript has 12 exons. Lineage: Eukaryota; Metazoa; Arthropoda; Insecta; Hymenoptera; Apidae. Gene Ontology annotation, molecular function: protein binding. The record is from RefSeq and is a predicted model, not a curated record.
ACCUGAUUCUCGGCUGCCGGUUCGAGAUGCGGUGCACGUUAGGCCACGUGUUUCUGACAAGUUUGCUACUACUACUUCGACCACCUCGAGCAGACGCGGCUAUCGUCGAAUCGUCUUUAUCGCAGGACAAAGCGCCGCUCAAGCUGGUGUGGGCCAGCGAGGGCGAGGACGUUGAAUUACCAUGCGACAUCACUCCGCCGACCCCAACCGACUCUGUGAAUAUGGUACUCUGGUUCAAGGAUUCUGCUGGGAUACCGCUCUACAGCUUGGACGCGAGGAGCGGAGAUCUCGCCUCCGCCAUUCACUGGGCGGUCAGCGACGAUCUCGGUAAGAGGACCUACUUUCAGAUCGGCGACGGCCACCGAGCUAAAUUGAAAGUCACCAAAGUUACCUACAAGGACCAGGGGAUCUUCAGGUGCAGGGUAGAUUUCAUCGAUUCCCCAACCAGAAAUUUCCGCGUGAAUCUCACACUGGUCGAGGAACCCUCGAAGCCUGUGAUAUACGACGCUCAAGGACGAGAAGUGACGGGAGUCGGAGGUCCUUUCUUGGAAGGUUACAAUCUCGCCCUUACCUGUCAGGUGGCUGGGGGAAGACCGAAGCCUACGGUGACGUGGUGGAAGGACGGCAAGAUAUUGGACGGAGUGGUCGACACCAUCUCCGUUGGUUCUCCGAGUAAAUUCACGGUGAACCACCUGUUCAUCGACAAGGUGACCAGGUCCAUAUGGGGCACGAAACUCGAGUGCAGAGCACAGUCGCCACCGAUGUUGGCUCCGAUCGUCCGUGAAGUACCUCUGGAUAUUUACCUGAAACCGGCGAUCGUAAAGAUCAUCCUGAGCGAGGAUCAGAUUUUCGCCGGUCGUCCGAUUGCGGCUCGUUGCGAAACUUGGGGAAGUUCUCCAGCGGCGAGGAUCAUCUGGAGAUUAGGGGGACAGGUGAUAGGCGACCCGAAUGUGUCCACCACGCAGAGAAGCAAUUCCACGGUCAGCAAGCUGGCUCUGGCACUCGGAAAGGACGACGACGGCAAGGAAUUAACCUGUAGAGCCGAAAAUCCCAGAUUUCCCGGCGGAGUCCUCGAGCAAACUAAAAUUCUCAACGUUGCCUAUCCCCCAGCCGUCUCUGUCGAACUAGCUAAAGGUCACGUCCUCGAUACCCUCCGUGAGGGUGACGAUUUGAGGCUGGUAUGCAACGUGGAGAGCAACCCUCCUCCGACCAGGGUCGUUUGGUAUCACAAGGACAAUCGAUUAAAGCACGACGUGGCCGAGGGAACUCUGGUAGCUUCGAAUACACUGACGCUGAGGGUGCUCACUCUGGCUCACACCGGCGAGUAUUCGUGCGAGGCGAUCAAUUCCGUGGGAGAAGGUCGCAGCCCUCCGAUCUACAUUCGCAUGAAAUAUGUACCCAGGUGCAAGGCGGGGCACGAGAGACGCCAAGUCACCGUUGGUCGUCACAAGACGGUGUCGUUGCGCUGCGAGGUGGACGCGGUGCCGAAAGACGUGGUGAGAUUCUCGUGGAUGUACAACGGGACGCUGGGCGACGUGUUGCCGAUUCCAAACUCCAGAGCUGAGAAUAACGGGCUCGUUAGCGUUCUCGAGUACACUCCUACCGCUGACACCGACUUUGGAACUCUGGCUUGCUGGGCGAGCAACAACGUCGGCAGACAAAGGACGCCCUGUAUAUUCCACAUCGUGCCCGGAAAGCCACCGCAGCCGCCGUUCGACUGUUCCCUCCGCAACGAGAGCACCGCGCUGGAAGUGAAUUGUGUCCCGGGCGCAGACGGCGGUUCUCCGCAAUACUUUUUGCUGGAAGUUCGAGCCGCCACGAAGAGCCCGGCCGUCGUUCAGGUGCAUUCGCCCACUCUCCACGCCCCCCAGAGCGAUCAAGGAACGGUCGGAGAAGUGCCGACCGUGUAUCAAGAGAGAAAUCCAAGGCCGAAUUUCCAGCUGCACGGCCUCGAGCCAGGCUUCGAUUACACUUUGUACGUGUACGCGGUGAACGGUCAAGGAAGAAGCCAGCCGGCGCUGUUGGAGCACGUCAGGGUCGCCGAGUCUAUCGGUGGAAAGAUCGAGAGGAACGGUCUCUUUCUGGAGGACCUGAAAAAGGCGCUACCCAAGGCUAGCUCGGAGAACAUGAUCGUCGUGAUCGCCUUGACAGGUACAGGUGCGGUGGCUUUGAUCCUGAUCGGUAUCGGAGUGAUCAUCGGGCUGGCUAUCUGCAGGAGGAGGACCACCUCGCCUGUCAAAGACGGUCCGGACGAUUUUACCACCCCCACCUACGUUUCCGCUCAAAGGGUAGAGCCAAGGAUCAGAUACUCGUCCGAUACCAGACGUUCUCAGAGAGCCAGCUUGUACAUGGAGGAAAAUCGAAACGAGCCGGAUAUUCUUCAGAGAGUCGAGAUCGAUCUACACGACUAACGGUCCGAACGGUGCCGCCUUAUUUUGUACAG